Mesocestoides corti is the source of this 2052-nucleotide messenger RNA. NCBI's taxonomy places the organism in Eukaryota, Metazoa, Platyhelminthes, Cestoda, Cyclophyllidea, Mesocestoididae. The record is from the annotation of a GenBank genome assembly.
AUGUCAGACUUUUCGGGCUAUAAGGUUGAGAUUGCUUCUAACCAACUGGGCACCAUUGUCGGAACUGUUACCUCUUACAAUGAAAACAAAAUCGACCUGGUUAAUGCCCUUGUUAAUGGAAAGACUGUUCGCGAACCUCAGUAUUCCGUAGAUAAACAGUUUAUAAGCCAACUACGGAUAAUCUCAACUCUAAAUGCGCCAUCUGGAGAUAGUCAGGCCGCUGUCGGUGUUCACCAGAGUCCCUCUUCCCGUGACCUUCGACGCGACAAACUCCGUAACAUUCCUGGUGCAUGUACAGCCUACGUCUGCGACCGAUCGCCUCCCCGCGUCAUCAAAACUCCCAAAAGUCAACUGAGAGUGCACCACAAGAACCCUGACAACAGCCUUGAAAAGGGUUCAGCGGCUCCAAAAAGCGGAAAUGUUGGUGCCGCCGUCCGUCGGCGCAAUCGAUCGAAGUCUAGUGAGUUCAGCUUCUUUGUACACUGGUCACAAAUUGCACGCAUGAAUACUACACCUGGAGAGGGAGUAGCUCAGGGCUACUGUUCUGGCUGUGAAAGUGAUCCCGUUGCCUCGCACACCUCAAAGUCAGCGAAUCCGGACAGAAGACGUCGAAAACCCAAGCGUAAUGCCAGCGGUUCCAGUACAAAUGGCUUGGCAGCCGGAUGGGAGUCUCUCCGAAUUGAAGAUUUCAUCGACAAAGAAUUUGACUUCGAGGCCAAUCUCGCUCUCUUUGACAAGAAAGCCUUUUAUGAGAAAGCGGAUGCGGCGGAGGCCUGCGAUGGCAGUGCUAAUGGCAACAAGGGUCGUCUGCGGCAGCUUUUCCCCGAUGUGGAGCAAGUCCUGGUCGAAGGGCCCAACGGAAUCGGCUUUGUACCGGCAUCUGACGCCAACUCCGCCGAAACUCCAACACCCAUAAAGGCACAACGCCAACACGAACAGAAUACAGUCGCGUCUCCCCUCUGCACACCCACCCCUGCCGCCUGGUCUACCCCCACGGGCCACAAGGUGCCCUUCCUAUCUAGUGCCGUGCACGAUCGGAUCUUGCACUACCUCGCCACCGGGAAGGACGUGGAUGGGGUCGUUCCAGCGCUUCCGCAAGGACUCACAUGGGACCGCAUCAUUGAGACAGCUGGACUAGCCGUCGUCAACGCCGCCGUCAACUUUCUCAAGCAGUCGCCAGCCAAAAUGUCCAAUAGGUACACGUCUAGUCACCGUAGAAGAAACUGUCACCCACAUUCAACAACUAAAUUUAUGUUUUUGAACAGAACUGGGCAGCAACAGCAGCCACCCUCAAGUCGGCCACCGCUUCGCGUCCUCGUGCUCCCGGGCACCGCAAAUUUGGCCGGCGCGCUGGCCAUUAACGCCGCCCGCCACUUGGCUUGUCGUGGAGGCGCCUGCGUUCUCCUCUACUGCCCUCCCACCGCCUCCGCAGGCCUUCAACCCUCCGUGAAUGCAGCCUGUGGCGAUGUCACCGCCUCCUACCGCGUUGAAAUGACCCUCGCGCAGACUCUUGCACCAAAGGCAGCACUUUUCGUCACAGACGACGAUGACGUGGAGGCGGAAGAAGACGAGGCGUCCAUUGUUGACUCUGGAGACGGCGAAUUCACUAGCCAGGCCGGCCGUAUGUGGAUCAGUCGUAUCCCUGGGCUGAAGGUCGUUUCCACGGUGUCAGGUGUCACCUGUCGGCCGAGAAAUGCGUUGAUUGAUCUUCUAAUCCUUGGACAGCCCCUGGAUCAGUACGACAAGGCGAUACGCGAUUGGUUGACCAACCACACAGCAAUCUGCCUGACAGUUCAAGUCGCCAAGCCACAAUCAUCGCUUACCUCCGCUACAAUCUUCCCUCCCCGAUCGCUCAAGUCGUGGCUCAUUCAGCUGGGGCUGCCCACAGUCUCACCAUCGCAGUGUCCGCUAACAGUGGACGUGCACCUAGUUGACGUGGGCAUGAGCAGGUCGCUGGUUUCGCGUGUGACUGGCGACCUGCGCGCCCUGCCGCCGAUGGGCCUGUUCGACACGACAUUCACCGUUCACCUAACCAGUAAAGGCAGCAUGUAG